CCCACGCGCUUCAACAAGAAGAAGAAGAAGCUGAAGAAGAAGAACACGCACUUCACCUCUGUGUAAACAUGACUCAGCUGUAAGUGAGCAGCGCAGGAGACCACGCGCUGUCUGUGAAUGUGCUUCAAGUGUGAGGGACACUUCACCCGUGGCACCGGCGGGGGGUCGAGCCCUUGGAUGCAGCGGCCGGGGGUCGGCGCGUGAGCCCCGCAGGAUCCACCUGUCUUAGGGGCGACCACGGCUCCUCCAGCGGCUCCUCCAGCGGCUCCCGUGUGGAUGAGGAAUAUGUCUCCGGAGAUGCUGCUGCUGGUGCUGAUGCAGAUCCUGUGGGUUUUACCUGGGACCGGAGCGGCUCCUCCUGUGAGCCCGGAGCAGCUGGACACCGGGGUGGACUGGCUGAGCAGGUUUGGCUACCUCCCGCCCCCCGACCCAGUGACUGGUCAGCUGCAGACCAAGGAGGCCCUGACCAAGGCCAUCAAAGCCAUGCAGAGGUUCGGAGGCCUGAAGGAGACCGGAGUCUUCGACCCAGCCACACUGGGUCUAAUGAAAACACCCAGAUGUUCUCUGCCAGAUGUGUCUGAGGCCGAGGGGACGUCGGGCCGCAGCAAACGAAGCGCGACCCCUCAGAACAAAUGGAAUAAGAGGCAUCUCUCCUGGAGAGUGAGGACCUUCCCUAAGGAUUCAGCCGGACUGGGCAGGGACACCGUUCGAGCCCUGAUGUACUACGCCUUGAAAGUCUGGAGCGACAUCGCGCCGCUCAACUUCCACGAGGUGGCCGGCAGCGACGCCGACAUUCAGAUCGACUUCACCAAGGCCGACCACGACGAUGGGUAUCCGUUUGACGGGCCGGGGGGCACCGUGGCACACGCGUUCUUCCCCGGGGAGAGGUUCACCGCCGGGGACACGCACUUUGACGACGACGAGGCGUGGACCUUCAGAUCGCCAGACUCCCAUGGCAUGGAUCUGUUUGCGGUUGCAGUCCAUGAGUUCGGUCACGCCAUCGGCCUGGUCCACACCUCCGCCAUCGAGUCCAUCAUGAGACCGUACUACCAGGGUCCCGUAGGAGACCCUCUGAAAUACGACCUGCCCUAUGAGGACAAGGUCCGCGUCUGGCAGCUCUACGGGGUCAGAGACUCGGUGUCCCACACCAAUCGACCAGCGAACCCCUCGCAGACAGCUGAGCCUCCCGUCCUGCUGGACCUCCCUGAGAACAGAUCAACUGUCUUCCUGGCACGAGACGCCCCAGACAGAUGCUCCAGUCACUUCGAUGCCGUGGCGCAGAUUCGCGGGGAGGCCUUCUUCUUCAAAGGGAAGUACUUCUGGAGGCUAACGCGAGAGAAGCAUCUGGUUUCUCUUCGCCCGGCUCAGAUCCAUCGCUUCUGGAGGGGCCUGCCGCCCAAUCUGGACGGUAUCGAUGCCGUGUACGAGCGACCAGGGGACCACAAAAUUGUGUUCUUUAAAGGUCUCAAGUACUGGGUGUUUAAAGACAAUAACGUGGAGGAAGGUUACCCCCGUGCGAUCAGUGACUUUGGUUUGCCCCUGGAAGACAUCGACGCAGCGUUUGUUUGGCUGCACAACGACAAAACCUACUUCUUCAAGGACAACAAGUACUGGCGCUACGACGACCACCUGCGGCGCAUGGACCAGGGCUACCCCAAAGACAGCUCGCUGUGGAAGGGGCUGCCGCCACAUCUGGACGACGCCAUGAGGUGGUCGGACAGCUCGUCCUAUUUCUUCAAGGGGAAGGAGUACUGGAAAGUUCCGGGCAGUGACAUGGAGGCGGAGGCAGGUUACCCCCGCCUCAUCGCCAAGGACUGGCUGCUGUGCACGGAGAUGCAGUCGGACUCUCCCGACGCGGAGCCCAAGAGCACGGAGACGAGGGUCAACGUGCACCGCCAGCCGGACCACGCGGAGAACGGGUACGAGGUGUGCUCCUGCACCUCGGACUCCGCCUCGCCUUUGGGCGCCCGCCCCUCCCCCCUCUGGCUGCUGCCACCGCUCUGGACGCUCUCGCUGGCCCUCAGCUCCAAACUGCUAUGAUACCAAAGCACGGGACCAAGUUCUCAAGCUGAGGCGCAAGAGACAGACUCUCCAGAGGAGGGCCGGGAGAUGCAAAAUACAAACUCUACCAUUUGUUCAUAUAAAUAUCAAUUGGUAUGUUUUUUGCGGUUGUUUCGCUGUUAUUUAUUUCACAUGCCAUUCGGUGUCAUCUAAAGCGCCUUCCAGCUCAGUAAGGCUAGUGCAUACAGAUAUCAUGUUAUUAUACUAGGGCAUCCCUAGUAGAUGUCUAUUCACUGACAAGGACAGUGGUAGAACCAUCCUUACACAGAAACACAACUUCUAUUCUUUUGCCUCUCAACUGGCUCAACUCUUUCUGCGGGGAAAACAAAUUGAUGAUUGGGACUUGAUGUGUUCACUCUAGAUAAGGAAGUAUUCUAACAGCACCAAUGAUAAUAACUUUCUUUCAUGUACAAGUUUACAGCAAUAAUGAAUGGCCCUUUGGGAUGUAAGCAGAGAGACACAGGUACAGAGGUCUGGAUGAGAAGAUCGAACGCUAACGUCUGUACGCUAAACAGGAAGCGACAGUCGGGAGAUGGUUAGCUUAGCUCAGCAUGAAGACUGGAAACAAGAGGAAUACAUAUUUAUAUUACUGUUUAAGUCAUGUUUAUUUUUACUGUAAAACAACAUGUGGGUACACAGGCUCGACCAAUCAUGUCAAAUUACGAGUUAACACCAAACAUGAUCACUUAAACAUACUUCAGUGUGUUAAGGAAAUAUUUGAACUUUGUAGUUUGGUCCAUGUCCCAUCCAACGACAUGCAGGAAGAAGGGGCCUAUACCGUAGCUAGCCACAAGGGGGCGUUCAAGAUUAUUUUGCUUCACUAUUGGAGUGCCACUAUAUCGUCCAUCUUCACAGUCCAUAGUUUCUCUCUGUUUCCAGACCUUCUGUCUAGCCAAGCUGAACCAAACCCGGGUGUGGCCUUGUUUUUAAAUCUAUUAAUCUUAUUACAACCGUAUUCUCUGUAACGUCUGUUGCUUUAGGCGGCGCCUGGUGAGCAGAGCCUGCUCGCCAAGCUGCUCACUGCCUCCCAGCGUUCACCAGUGAAAUUGGUUACAGUCAAGGAUUUGGUCACGGCCGCAGUCGGGGUUUCGGGUCCAUCAAUCCAUCACAGAGGCAGGACUUUAAAUCAGUCCGACAGGAGGAGCUGCCUGGAAGACUUAGAGCAGGGCAAAGAGUGACAUUAGAAGCAUAGAUCCUGUGGUUUGACGGGUGAGUGACACGCCGGCGUGCAUCGAGGCGGACAGGUGAAAGGUACGCUGGGAUGUAGAGUUUCUAGAUAGCUAGGUUUACAGAUGAUAGGCCCCAUGGGAGGUGGACAGAAAGACUCAGGAAUGGCAUCCUGGGAUGUCGACUGGUGAGAUGAACAGCCUCAGCAGUCAGACAGGUGGAAAGCUUCCAGUGCGGCUCCACAGAGAAAAGUUCACGCUGGGAUGUGGGGAAGGGAAGACAAAUGAAUGAUUUCCUGUUUGACAGGAGAUCCCAGACUUUCUUUUAACGUCAUUAUCCUCCAGUUAAUCCCUCUGCUGUUCUCCCGCCUGCUGGAGGAACCGCUGUAUCUCCACCAAUUCAUCAUUUAACACAUUCAGAGGCAGUAUUUGGUUUGGUUGUAUUUUUUGGGUAAUAAAUAUGGAUAGAUUGUGAUUCCAUAUUGCUUCGAUCAGAUUAUCGUCCACUGAGCCUUUUCUCUUCGUCAGUCCAAACUCCUAUUGGUGACGUCCUUCGCCGACCUCACCGGAUAGAUUUACAGUAUUCUUCUUGCAGAUAUAUUUACCUACAGUUUAAAUAUAGACACAGAUAUAUUUGAGUUGAGAUAUUCCAUGGUUUCUGCAAAAAAAUAAAUAUACAGAUGGACUGUGUAUAUUUCAAGCUGUGGUUUUUUUAAUGUAAAAUAUUUUUGUAGAAAAAAUAAAAAGA
This is a messenger RNA of Platichthys flesus (European flounder), 3975 nucleotides long. RefSeq names its product matrix metallopeptidase 17a (gene mmp17a). The transcript has 10 exons. The record is from RefSeq and is a predicted model, not a curated record. NCBI's taxonomy places the organism in Eukaryota, Metazoa, Chordata, Actinopteri, Pleuronectiformes, Pleuronectidae. The coding region runs from base 277 to 2040 and encodes 587 amino acids. Gene Ontology annotation, cellular component: extracellular matrix. Gene Ontology annotation, molecular function: zinc ion binding; metalloendopeptidase activity. Gene Ontology annotation, biological process: proteolysis; extracellular matrix organization; collagen catabolic process.